Molecule: messenger RNA, 800 nt
Organism: Aureobasidium subglaciale EXF-2481
Lineage: Eukaryota; Fungi; Ascomycota; Dothideomycetes; Dothideales; Saccotheciaceae
Exons: 3
Coding region: 33-572 (179 amino acids)
Biological process (GO): intracellular iron ion homeostasis; iron-sulfur cluster assembly
Cellular component (GO): mitochondrial matrix; cytoplasm
Molecular function (GO): 2 iron, 2 sulfur cluster binding; ferrous iron binding
Source: RefSeq, a predicted model, not a curated record
CCUCCAAUGUUCCCGCCCAGGCCAGCAGAGCCAUGGCUGCCGCUGUCAGACCUUCGAUCGCUCCCUCAUUCCGCGCCGCUGCUCCCGCCAUCUCUGCCGUUCAGGGAAGAAGAAACUACCACGAGAAAGUGCUCGACCACUACAGCAAGCCUAGAAACGUCGGUAGCAUGCAGAAGGGCGACACCGAUGUCGGUACCGGUCUUGUCGGCGCCCCCGCUUGUGGCGAUGUUAUGAAGCUUCAGAUCCGUGUCGACCCCAACGACAACACCAUCAGCGAGGUCAAGUUCAAGACCUUCGGUUGUGGUUCCGCCAUCGCCAGCAGCAGUUAUUUGACCGAGCUCGUCAAGGGCAUGACUCUUGAGCAGGCUGGUCGCAUUAAGAAUACCGAGAUUGCAAAGGAGCUCUGCCUGCCCCCUGUCAAGCUCCACUGCUCCAUGCUUGCUGAGGAUGCUAUCAAGUCCGCCAUCUCAAACUACUACACCAAGAACCCCAACGCAAGAAAGACCGACCUCGGCGGUACCUCAGCACCUCUUCCCAAGGUCGAGGUUGAGACCGUCUCCGCCACCGCUUAAACGCCUCGUCUUUCUGCAUUCUUGAUGUUUCCCUCAUGUCAUUAGCGAGUUUAUUCACAACUUCAUUUCCUUUCUCUUUCACAAUCUUUGGAGUGGCCAGGAACGGCCUUUAGGGUUUUAACGGACUGGCUUUUUCUUACCCCACGCUCACACUGCUAUCUUCAAUGAAAAAUCAGGAGCAAGGUCGGUAUGCUCCACAGCUCCUAUCACGAACGCAACAAUCCCCAU